AUGCCCGUUUUCCAAUCGAAGCCGUUUCGCGGCGGCGCAGCGGCCAAAGACCUCCCCGGGCGCAUCGCGGCAUGGUACACGCGCAAGCAGGAACACAACCCGUUUCUGUACUUCGGGCUGCCGUUCAUGGGGCUCAUCGUCGUGGCGUCCUUCCUCCUUACGCCGGCCACUGCGCUGCGGUACGAGAAACACGACCGCAAGAACAGACAGGUCUCGGACAACGAGCGGAUGGAGCUAGGCUUGAAGGGCGGGCCGGCGGGCGAUGGCGGCCUCACGUACAAUCCGCGACGACGCAAGAUCCUCAAGGGAGAGCUCAAUGAGCGCGAGGAAUACUAUAGGCUUAUGGCUAAAGAUCUGGAUAAUUGGGACCAGAAACGCGUGGAACGCUGGAAGGGUGAGCCGGAUGGAAGACUGCGAUAG
Cladophialophora psammophila CBS 110553 is the source of this 420-nucleotide messenger RNA. RefSeq lists its product as uncharacterized. The record is from RefSeq and is a predicted model, not a curated record. Gene Ontology annotation, biological process: mitochondrial respiratory chain complex IV assembly. NCBI's taxonomy places the organism in Eukaryota, Fungi, Ascomycota, Eurotiomycetes, Chaetothyriales, Herpotrichiellaceae. Gene Ontology annotation, cellular component: mitochondrial inner membrane. The transcript has a single exon. Bases 1 to 420 code for a protein of 139 amino acids.